AUGGGGGAUAAUAACACAGAUGACAUUUAUGCUAUUGUGGAAUUUUUACCAUCCCCAACCGAUGGAAAAAAAGAAGUUGACAUCGUUCCAUCAAGCUGGCUCACUCAAGUUGAUGAGGAGUCAUAUUCGUACUAUCCAGACCCUGAUAAUUAUCACAAGCUCGACAAGUAUGUGCAAGAGUUGCGAAAUGCGAAAAAUUCUUGGUCAAAAUAUCCAGUCCAAAUCAUUUCUUAUGCAGAUUAUUCGCAAGCCAAAAGACGUUUAAAACGUUCUUUUACCACAACUAACGUUAAAAGCACUGACGAGUCCAGCAGACCAAUUGGAAAGCCUUUGAUGAUGUCACAAGCACGUGUUCUCAAUGAAAUGAAUGAUGUACUACCAAUGCACGAUGAAGGUUCAUCAAGUGGCUUCAUAGAGAAAAAUAAAUCAAAAAAAAAAAUGAACAGCAAACUAAUGGUAAAAAAAAACUCGACUGACACAAUAACAAUGAUUUCUGAAGCGAGGGAAGGAAUUGACUUAGAAUCCUUGAAAGAAUUUAUAAGCGCUAAAAUGAGAGAACAAACUGAGUCAGUUAAGCGUUAUUUAAUAAAUGAGAAGAAAAGCUUGCAGUACGAUAUGAAAAAAUAUGUUGAUGAAAUUAAAAAUACACUGAUAGCUAACAAAGUAGCUACAAAUCCUCAACAAAGUGCAUCAAGUGCGAUUGAAACAUUGAAUGUUGAGCUUCCAAUUAAAAAUCUAGGGGACUUUCAGAAGUUUGAUACUGACUUAACAGAGAAAGCAUCAAAAAGAGAGGCAUUGCUUACAUUUUUCCGGAUCAAAAUUUUUGGCGAAAAUACAGCGAAAGGAUGCAUUACUAAAAUGGCAUCUGCACUGAUAACCAAAAAUGUAGAAAAAAAUUACUCUGGUACUGGGAAAAAAAUAAAAGGCGAGAGAAAACUUAAUUUUAGCGCCACAGAAACAUUUAAGUGUAUGGAAGAUGUAGUAAAAGAGAAACUUGGUGACUGUGAAGAUUGCAAACAUUUUGCUGGCAAAGUUGGCCGGUGGUUGUCAGGGCAAGGAGAUCGAGAACAGGGUCGAAAACAGAGAUCCUUAUCUUUAUAA
Molecule: messenger RNA, 1101 nt
Organism: Cotesia congregata
Lineage: Eukaryota; Metazoa; Arthropoda; Insecta; Hymenoptera; Braconidae
Source: the annotation of a GenBank genome assembly